Gossypium arboreum is the source of this 1277-nucleotide messenger RNA. RefSeq lists its product as uncharacterized. The record is from RefSeq and is a predicted model, not a curated record. Lineage: Eukaryota; Viridiplantae; Streptophyta; Magnoliopsida; Malvales; Malvaceae. The transcript is spliced from 5 exons. Bases 1 to 1074 code for a protein of 357 amino acids.
AUGGCUCAAGGAAUUUGUGAAAUGGUUUGGUUAAAAAGAAUUAUGGAAGAGCUGAGGAAACCAAUAACUUCACCAAUGAAGUUGUACUGUGAUAGCAAAGCUGCCAUUAGCAUUGCUCACAACCCAGUCCAACAUGACAGAACUGAACAUGUUGAGAUUGAUAGACACUUUAUCAAGGAAAAGACUGAAGAAGGCCAAGUGUGCAUGCCGAAGCCCCUGCUAAGAAAAAAAAUACUUGUUGCUAAAAAGGAGUCUGUUCCUGUUGCUAAGACAAAGAAAGCAGAUAGCAGUUCAGAUUCUUCUGAUGAUGAUGGCUCUGAGUCUGCUGUAAAAACAAAGGUAUCAGUUGUUAAAAAUGGCUCUGCACCUGUUAAUAAAGGCAAGUCUUCUAGUAGUUUGGAUUCUUCAGAUGAAGAUAGCAGCUUAGACGAAGAUGAACUUUUGAGACAGAGAGUUCCAGGUUGGAGUUUCUCUUUUGUCUUGUUAUACCUUGAUUGGAUUCUGAAAACAGACCUUCCGCUUUACCUUGACAAAUUCCAUGAACUCCUUAUAAUAUUUCAUAUUCGUUGGAAACUGCAAAAUAGAUUUCAUGCAAUUCAAAGAUUGGCCGCUGCCCUCAAAAUGAGCAAGAAGGGAAGCAAAGAAAGCAAACUAAGCAGGUAUCUAAAGGCACCCAUUAGGUUUCUCAUCAAGGCCGGGGAAUUCUAUGUAAAAAGCUUGACGCAAUACUCGGAACGGGUAGGCUAUGGAACCGUCAUGGGGUGCUCGACUGGCCAGCUUAAUACUUUUCCAAGGAGCUACAGUGUCAGUUCAACGAGAUCGGGCAAUGGCAAUGAUGACUUGAGGGAACUUAUCAGGGCCGCUUCCACGAGGAGUUUAGACAAUAACAACAGGGUUCAGUUGGACCUUGUUCGACGACAAAAGGCCAGGCAGUCUCUGAAGAUGCCUAGAAGUCAUAGUGUUGGCAUUGGGAGGAUUGAUGAAGACAGGCCUUGUGACUUUGAUGAAGAUAUCAAGGUCAACAUCGAUUACUUGCCGAGGAAGAGCCAUGCUGUGGUAGUUUUUUCUAAGUGAAAUGGGGGGUGAUUUAUUUAAUUUUGUCAAUCUUUAAUAGUACCAUCUGGUUUCGGCUUGUUGAAUGAGGUUUGCAGUGAAAAAUAUCGCAGUGCCCAGGGGAGAAAUCCAAUGUGUCUCUUAACAUAAUUUUAAUGAAUUGUAUAUGUUUCAAACCUUGUUAUGUUCUCUUUUAAGGUAAAUCAGAAGAUUGAAAUUCUAAA